Molecule: messenger RNA, 3303 nt
Organism: Sphaeramia orbicularis (orbiculate cardinalfish)
Lineage: Eukaryota; Metazoa; Chordata; Actinopteri; Kurtiformes; Apogonidae
Product: fibronectin type III domain-containing protein 7-like
Exons: 14
Coding region: 53-2509 (818 amino acids)
Molecular function (GO): protein binding
Source: RefSeq, a predicted model, not a curated record
UCUGCAUUUCACUUCUAGCCUAAAGGCAGUUACGCUGAAAAACCCAGAAGGCAUGGGACCAGCACGUCUGAAGAUGCUAAAACUUUUGCUUUUAUUUACCUUCACACAGAUAUGUGCUGCUCAAAAUGAGAUCACAUUGUCUGUUUAUACGGUCACCUCUAAAAGUAUGACAGUGCAGUGGACUCGACAAGCUGAUGCCAGCUCCUACAGGAUCACAGCAACACCCAAGAACUCUCCUGACUCCUCGGUCUUCACUCAUUUCAGUAGCAACACAAUGAUGGGCUCGGUCAACUCUCUUUCACCAAACACAGUGUACACUAUGCAGGUAGAGGCCCUGGACAAUGAUCUCAAAGUCCUCGGUAGUGGAGAGACAGAGGAGAUAACAGCUCCUGAGGUCCCAAGCAUUUUGCAGGCCUACUCUAAAACCAGCCAGAGCAUCACUGUGGAGUUCAAGGAGGUUCCCGGGGCCAACAGCUACAUCCUGAGGGCAGAGUCAUUAACUGGCGAUUACUUUGAUGAAAUGCCAGUGGACAAGUCACCAGGCACCGUGGAGGGUCUAGACUCCUACACAGUGUACAAGCUCAGCGUCCUGUCUGUCAACGUUGGGGGGAGGAGCCAGCCCUCAUACCCCAUUGAGGCGAGGACAGUGGUUGAGGCUCCAAUCUUGAACACCACCUCCCUCACCAAUAACACCAUCCAUGUGGGAUGGGAGCCUGUGGAGCAUGCUGUCCUCUACACACUCUGCAUUAUCGAAGAAGGCUCCAAUGUUCUCACUAAAAUAAACACCACUGACACUGAACACAUCUUUGAUGACCUUAAAGCAGGGACUAACUACUGUAUCACAGGCACAGCCUGGGACUCUGACAGCCUCGCUGGAGAUGGCCACAAUAUCUGCCAAGUUACACGUCCAGCAGACCCAGAACUAAUCGACGUCUUCGUAAUGCCAGGUCGUGUUGCUGAGAUGAGUGUGUUCUGGAUAGUAGUGUUUGGAGCUGAUUUCUACACAGUGGAGACGUCUAAUGGCCUUAUGUGCAACUCAUCAGUUAAUUUCUGUUAUAUCGUACCUGUGGACUGUGGCCUAAACCAGUCAGUCACUGUGACCGCUUACAAUAAAGCUGGACCCAGUAACCCUUCACCAUCAGCAUCAUUUAUCACAUGGCCAUGUCCUCCAAAUGACACCCGGGUGGAGGAGCCUGAGACUAGUAACUGUUCCGUGGUAUGGGGUGGGAUGCCACUGGCCGAGUACUACAUGGUUUACAUAAAGAGUGAUGAUGGUGUGGAGAAGGUGUGCAACACCACUGAAACCACAUGUCCAUUCUUCUGCAUGUGUGGCUUCACCUACAUCAGCUCAGUCUUCCCCUACAACAGCGCCGGUUCCAACCUUUAUUCACCUAUGGUCAGCUACACCACUGUCCCUUGUUGCCCACAGGGAAUUACCAUUAAGCUGGUUUCAACAGAGACCCUGGAGAUCACAUGGGACCCAGUGACAGGGGCAGACCUCUAUGAGACUACAGCAGCGGAGACUGGUGAUGUCAUCCACUGUAAUGAUACAGCGUCAGUGUGUGCACUGUCAGAUCUGAACUGCGACACAUCUUAUUCUGUUACAAUAACACCUUGCAACGACCUACGAGGAUGCAACACCACCUGCAAACCACACGUCCAGGACACAGCUCCGUGUGCCCCAGAAAUCCUCAGUAUUACACAGUUCAACAGCACCACAUACAAAGUCCAGUUCACUACCCCCAACAGAGGCAACACAGAUUAUAUCAUCACUGCCCGUGGAAGCCAAGACACACACACCUGCCGUGGAACAGACAGUCCCUGUGAACUCACACAGCUGCCAUGUGGUUCAAGCUACGAGGUGAUGGGGGUGGCAUCCUCGUCUAUUGGACAAAGUCUCCCCGGAUACAACAUGCCUUUGGAAACAGGUCCCUGUUGUCCUUUGUCUGUGAAUGUGACACAGGUUACUCAGGCCAUGUCUAACAUGUCCUGGACACCUGGAAAAGGAGCUCGCACCUUCAUAGCCAGCCUGGAAGCUCCCCGUGGGCAUGCCAGUUGCCACACUCAGGACACCCACUGCCUGGUGGGAUGUGUUACAUGUGGCACAAAGUACAGUGUCCACAUGGAAGCCAUCAGCAGCACGGGACACCAGUCAGAGUGCCAGUACUCUGGAUUCUCAACAAGCGCCUGCUGUCCAACAAACAUUAAGCUCCAACGUCAGAAAGACACAUCUAUCAAGGUCAUGUGGCGAACUCUGGGCUCCUCGAACAACAGCCAUGUUGUUGAACUCUAUGGGACAGGGGGAAACCUCACCUGUACUGCACCUGCUGGCACCAGAUUCUGUAACGUUACAGAGAACACCUGCGGGGACGUCUACACAGUGCAGGUGGCGCCGGUGGGGAACGACGGCGUCAAAGUCAGCUUCUGUCAAGCCAAAAUGUACUCAGUUCCCUGCAUAGGAAACAAUGUCAAUAUCUUGGUUAUUCAUGGAAACCGCACAGAAGGGUAAACAUCCCCCAUUACAAGCCGUACCAGCCCGGACAGAAGACUGUAUUUCCAUCAACAGCUGUGAAGAUCUAAUAUACCCAGAUGAAAUAUCACUCUCUUUAAACUAAAUGGGGAAGGUUUUUUUUUUUACAUUAAGUCUGAUGAGUUGGUUUCUGUGGAAAAAAAACAUGAGAAAAGCUAAAGAUUACAUGAGAAGAAAAUGAAAUGAUACUGUGGGCUGACUGAUGAUGAAAUAUUUUACAUUUUAUUGUUGUUUACACGUAUUGGCACAGGUUACUUUUUUACAUAUAUGUAUCAUUUACAGUUACAGCCCUUUAAAGAUUUGAUAUAUCCCCAGUAUUGAAUGAUAUUGGUUUCUGGUUAAAAUAUGGAAAAUAAUGUUUACAUUUUAAUAUGUUAUAUGUUGGAAUUUGCAUGUCUCUCUGUCUGAUAAUUCAAAUCAAUUAAUUAAAAAAAAGUCGGAACUUUACAUAAAACCCAGGAUAAAUCUAUUAUGGAUAUGAUCAUCUGAAGUCCAAAUGAUGAAAAAAAUCUGGCUGUCAUAGGAUCUCCCCAAGUAGAAAACCUCCAUAAGGCUGCCGUAGGUCAUUUCUCCAGGUUGUAAGACCGGUUGGUGACCAAAAAAAGGUCAGUUGCUGUUAAAGUGGGACAGCGGGUAUCCAUCUCAUUUGCCUGGAGUUAUGAGUGGUAGUCUUGUGGAUGAAGUGUCUGAUCAAAUUGCUAGAAACACAUUCAGUGUUGCCUCUGCUUUCAUUGGAUUUGUUUUCUUCCAGUUGACUGACGACAAAAAAUAAA